Messenger RNA from Eruca vesicaria subsp. sativa (arugula), 1066 nucleotides. The record is from the annotation of a GenBank genome assembly. NCBI's taxonomy places the organism in Eukaryota, Viridiplantae, Streptophyta, Magnoliopsida, Brassicales, Brassicaceae.
AUGUCUCUACCUCACAAUGUAUGGGCAUUUGUGUUCGGAAUCUUUGGUAACAUUAUAUCAUUCGUCGUAUUCUUAGCCCCAGUACCAACCUUUGUAAGGAUAUGCAAGAAGAAAUCUACCGAAGGAUUUCAGUCUCUUCCCUAUCUUUCAGCGCUAUUUAGCGCAUUGCUUUGGAUUUACUAUGCUAUGCAAAAAGAUGGCUCAGGCUUCCUUCUCAUCACAAUAAACGCUGUUGGCUGCUUCAUCGAAACCAUCUACAUCAUCCUUUUCAUAACCUAUGCUAACAAGAAAACUAGAAUUUCCACUUUAAAGGUUCUUGGUCUCUUGAACCUUUUGGGUUUUGCCGCCAUUGUUCUUGUCUGCGAGCUCUUAACCAAAGGAUCGACACGUGAGAAAGUUCUCGGAGGGAUUUGCGUUGGAUUUUCCGUCAUUGUUUUCGCAGCUCCUUUAAGUAUUAUGAGAGUUGUUAUACGAACAAGAAGUGUGGAGUUUAUGCCAUUCUCGUUGUCGUUGUUUCUUACACUUAGCGCCGUCACAUGGCUCUUCUACGGUCUCGCUAUUAAAGACUUCUUUGUUGCGCUUCCAAAUGUGUUGGGCGCGUUCUUAGGAGCUGUUCAAAUGAUUCUCUACAUAAUCUUCAAGUACUACAAAACUCCGGUGGCUGAAGAGACAGAGGAAUCCAAAACGAUGUCUGACCAUACCAUUGACAUGACAAAGCUGACCACUGUUACGCCCAGUCCAGUUUCGUAUACAGCGGUUCUUCUACCGCCUACUAUUCCCGAUGUUCCCGAGAAUCAGAUUCAAGUGACCAAGGUCAAGAACCACAAUAUUAAUGGUUUGAAAGAUCAGAACAAGAAUGUCGAAAACCAAAACCAACUUUAAGUGGUGAUUCUUAUUUAGACAUUAAUAAUAGUGCAUUGUUUGAGUUGUGCACUAGCUAACUUUUUUUUCCUUUUCUAUUUUUGUAUUUUGUUGUUUGGCUUCUUUAUUUAAGUCUCUUGUACCUCUUUCAUUCCAUCAUUUUCUUUCCAGAUAUCUGGAAAUUGUGCUAUGAUCAAUAAAAAUC